AUGGAUCAAUCUCAUGAAACUAGCACUAAAUCAUUUCAUCUCGAACUAUGCCCUUCUGUAUACGCGUCAUACGACGUUUUCUACUGCCUCCUUGAAGGAAAUCUCAACAACAGGGGUGGUGAGACUUUUAAUAAUCGUGUUGACAUCGAUGGUAUGAUACGUAAGAUACAUUACUUGGUUAAGACCAAGCGUGGUGCUACUCCUAAUUGCCAAAACUUGGAUAUGUCUGUUGCUUUACCUUUGAAAAUCGAAUGUCUUUUGGAUGGGAGGCUACUAGAAUUGUCGUCGUUCUUGAAUGGAGGGAUGGUCCCUGCUAGUAAGACAUCAAUAAUGCAGUUGCCGGAGAGAAUGGAGAUUGAUGAAGAUCAAUGUUUGAAUGAUGACUGUGUCAUCUGUUAUGAACAACUUGGGAACGAGGGGAAAAAGAUCGUGUGCAUGCCUUGCUCGCAUAUGUUUCAUGGAGAUUGCAUUAGAACCUGGUUAGAUAAGAGCCAUUAUUGCCCUGUCUGCCGUUAUGACAUGCCAACAACAACAACAAGGGAUGCACACGAAAAACGUUUGCAGAAGCUGCUAUGA
This is a messenger RNA of Lycium barbarum (goji berry), 576 nucleotides long. RefSeq lists its product as uncharacterized. The transcript has a single exon. The record is from RefSeq and is a predicted model, not a curated record. Gene Ontology annotation, cellular component: cytoplasm. NCBI's taxonomy places the organism in Eukaryota, Viridiplantae, Streptophyta, Magnoliopsida, Solanales, Solanaceae. Gene Ontology annotation, biological process: protein ubiquitination. Gene Ontology annotation, molecular function: ubiquitin protein ligase activity; zinc ion binding. Bases 1 to 576 code for a protein of 191 amino acids.